Messenger RNA from Hyla sarda, 3544 nucleotides. RefSeq names its product E3 ubiquitin-protein ligase RNF14-like. The coding region runs from base 177 to 1475 and encodes 432 amino acids. Gene Ontology annotation, molecular function: ubiquitin conjugating enzyme binding; ubiquitin protein ligase activity; zinc ion binding. NCBI's taxonomy places the organism in Eukaryota, Metazoa, Chordata, Amphibia, Anura, Hylidae. The record is from RefSeq and is a predicted model, not a curated record. The transcript is spliced from 8 exons. Gene Ontology annotation, biological process: positive regulation of proteasomal ubiquitin-dependent protein catabolic process; protein polyubiquitination; ubiquitin-dependent protein catabolic process. Gene Ontology annotation, cellular component: cytoplasm; ubiquitin ligase complex.
CUGUAUUCUCUAUCUUGUGGAUUGCUGUUACGAACUCAGUAACAUAAAACCUCUACAUUUAAGUACAGUUCCUGAGUCUCCUUUCUCAUUCAUACACAGAAACAGAUCAAGACGCUGAGCGAGAGGUUAAACCAAAAUCAGAUAUCUACGUGGACUACAUUGUAGGACUAUAACCAAUGUCCACAGAAGACCGAGAGGCCCAGGAGGAUGAACUAUUAGCCCUGGCUAGUAUAUACUCUGAGGAUGAAUAUAAAAGGGCAGAUGCGGCUCCUGGAGGGGAAAUUCAUUUGUGUCUGGAGUUACCUUCAGAUUUUGUAAUAUCUAUAAAAAGCAACAGUGCGACAAACUCCUCUGCAAAAAACUUUAAGAACAGCGUGUCUUUUCUACCACCAAUUGUGUUGAACUUUGAACUUCCCCCAGGUUAUCCAUCCACUACACCCCCGAAAUAUAUGCUAAGCUGCAAGUGGCUUUCUCUGGCACAGCUUACUCUGUUAUGCCAGCAUUUAGAUGACCUAUGGGAAGAGAACAAGGGAUCUGUUGUCUUGUUUUCAUGGAUUCAGUUUCUUAAGGAGGAGACACUCGAUUACUUGAAUAUAAAAUCUCCAUAUGAAAUUGAGGUGUCCAGCAAUGGUUUACAGGACUGGAGUCAAUCCCCUGAAAAGACCCCUGAUGAUGGAGCCUUACUGGAAAGGGGAUCAUUGGAUAUACGGGCUAUACAGGACGUACAGUCAGCAUCUGACCUAGGCAAAUACUUAUUGGACUUCAAUGAAGCCCAACAGAAGAAGGCUUUUGAUAGGAAACCAUUUUUGUGCAAUAUCUGUUUUAUGGAGAGGUUUGGCAGUGAGUGCACCCACUUUAAGGCAUGUGAGCAUGUAUACUGUAACACCUGUCUCAGAGGCUACUUUCAAGUACAGAUUAAGGAAGGACAAGUCCAUGCCCUGAACUGCCCUGAACCUGAAUGCACAUCUGUAGCAACACCUGCUCAGGUAAAGGAUCUGGUAGGGGAGCAGCUUUUUAGCCGUUAUGAUGACCUCCUCCUACAGUCAAGCCUGGAUUUAAUGGCUGAUGUUGUCUACUGUCCACGUCUAAGCUGUCAGGCACCAGUCAUUCAAGAACCAGAGGGUGCAAUGGGCAUGUGCUCAGUCUGCCAAUAUGCUUUCUGUGUCCAUUGCAAAAUGACCUUUCAUGGAAUCUCCCCUUGCAAAGUACUUGAAGAAAAAUAUGUUGAACUGAGUGAUGAGGAUGAAGAGGAGGGAAUGAGAACACUGGAAAAGGCAAUUCAUAAGAAAUGGAAUCUGGAGUGGGUCGAGGAAAACACCAAGCCCUGUCCUGGCUGUAAAGCUCCUAUUGAGAAAAAUGAUGGUUGUAACAAAAUGACCUGUUCUAAGUGUAAACAGUUCUUCUGCUGGCUCUGUUUGAAGAUUUUGUCUUUGCCUGACCCAUAUGAACAUUUUCAACUUUCCGAUUGUCGAUGAUUUUAGGAUAUUUUUAUAAAGGCGGAGAAGAUGGAUUUGUGGCUAUGUGGUGCCCAGCAGAAGAAGCACACAAUAAUUCUCAUGAUCCCAGACCCUUUGGCCAGUUCCACACAGUAGUUUUGUCAUAGUUUAAAAGUCACAGUUUUUAAGCACAAGAACCAACAGCAUCAUAAGCACUUACUAACACAGAAAGGCUGAGGCUCCCUUAGAGCUUUAAUGUUUUAUUGGUGAAAAAGGAUCUUUAUUUGGAAUGUUGCCAGGAUCUCUAUUUUGUACACAGAAUCACUUAUGGUUGUGUUGUCAGCAGAAUUUCCAUAGGUAAAUCCAUAGUUGUAAAUUCCCAUAAAAUCAGGCUCGGAAUGGCCUACAGGGGCACAGGUGAGUCCUCAGGUGGGCCCCUGGGCUAGAAUGGGUCCCCUAUUGUGUCUAGUUUGACAGCCUCCACAGAGUCUGCUGAAAAACAUCUUAGUCUCUGCACUUUUCCAGUAUCCUACAGCUAUACAAACUUCCUAUCCAUACUGCCUCUCAAACAGUGUGCCCCCACAGUAGUUAACCUUUAAUAGUGCUCCUACACAGUAGUUACCCUCUAAUUGUGCUCCCAUACUGUAGGGACUACAAUAAUAGUGCCCCCACACAGUAUCUAGCCUCCCUAAUAGUGCCUACACACAGUAGUUACCCCUAUGUAGUCCCCCACACAGUACUUAGAUCCCUAUAUAGUUCUGCCCACAAUGGAGAGUCCCAAUAUAGUUCUCCAUACAAUGGCUGUCCCCCUAAAAACGUCCCCCUCUGCACAAUAGAAAAAAAAUAAAAACAUCUCUUUCUCCUGGACCCACCCAGUGCAGGCAGUAUGAUGACAUCCUGGCCUGGCUUUUGCCAGUGCCAAAUGUGUAUCUCCUACUUUUAAAAGCAAAGUGUACAUCACAGCAACACUAGUAGGCAAGGAACAAAAAGCUACAUGGAGCUUCAUUGAUCACCAAGAAACAAAACACUUUGGUUGGGGCCUAGCACUGUGAGUACUGCAAACAUAUUUGGGAUCUCCUAGACACCAAAGGCAUGUGCCUUUCAGAGUGUCCUGUCAGAAAAGCCACAGCAGAGUGAGUAAAGUGCACCUUGCAUCGCCUGUGAAGAUCCUCCUCUAGCAGUCUCAGAAAUAUUGGACUUAGAUCUUUAGAACCAAAGACAUAUACACCUGUAUUAGUCAUUACACGUACAUGUGCUAAAAAAAACACCUAAAAGUUUCUAAAGUCUGUAAAGCUGCUAUAAAAACCCUAUUAAAGGGACAAAAAAAUGUAACACUCCACAGUAUAUCAAAGUAACUGCAUUAUAUUGAAAUUGCACCAGAAAUUUGAGUAAAGUUUACAAGUUUUUUAAUGGAAUCCUAGUGUCCAGAGGUUUUUUCCUGCAUUUUAUUUUUAUGGGGACAGGUUCAUUGACAAAAGAUGGGGGUUGGAUCACAAGGGAACACCAGAGUAGUUGCACCUUUCUGCUACAUGACAUAAACCCUGCUAUACCAAGCAUAACCCUCAUCAUCAGUUCUAUUGAUUUCUACUGACUCGCUACCAUAUAUGUCUGUACACACACGUGCACGAUAUAUAUACUGUACAUGCAUGCAUGAUAUAUACUGUACAUGAAUAGGAGUUGCUAAACAGGGAGGCCAGCCCAACAGAUAUUGUGUGUGGAGUGGACCCCUAUGAUUUUAGCUAGGUAAAAAGAACAGGCUGCCGGACCACUGGGUCGUUUCUCCUAUGGGUACAAGUGUUGCACCGGUAGUGGUCAAUACCCAGUGACACGCCAUGAGUUCUUCUGUUUUGUUGCAUGUGUUAUAUGCUGUAAAGUACCUCUCCACCUUUUCUGACACUGUUUAUUUUGAGCUAAAUAAAGUCAAGAUUGAAGUUGUAUACCUGUGAAGCCUCUGAAGGUUCAUUCACAACCAUGCACCAUACGCAAAGAUCCCAACACUCUGUACUUCCACUUCUUUAUAUGAAAGCAUAGAGAGAUUUUUUUCAGAUCCUUGUGCAAAGGAUCAGUAGGGUCACAUGUGCCAUGUUUUGCCACAUAUUGCUGCUGCA